AGGAAACCGCCGCGCCGAGCAGCAUCUCUCCACGCUCCCUGACACCUCCUCUUCGCCGCCCCAGACCUGGACGUCGGCCUCGCAGAUCCACAGGCGGACCCACAUCCCCCUUCCCAUCGUCUUCAAGAGACACCAACCCCCAGAGGCACCCCUCCAGCCCUUGCGGCCAACGCUCGGCCGCACCCGCGCCCUGAGGCUGCCGCACGCGGCAGCACCAAGCAUCCUUGCCGAAGGUCCUUUCUUCUCCCUGCUCCUCUGCCGCGCCCUCCAUCGCACCUGCGGGCCCUCUUUGCCCCUGUCACCCAGAAUCGCCAAAGCCCCAGAUCCCGCCGGCCCCUCUUUAGCCAAGUCGCGUUUCCCGGUCCCCGCGCACUUCCAAGAGCCCGGUGUCCCCCGUUGCCAUGAGCUCCCCCAUCGGCAAGAGCCGCUCCCUUGUCGCCUUCCUCCAGCAGCUGCGCCACCUGGGGCAGCCACCCAGACCCGUGACGUCCGCGGCGUGCGCACCCCCUGGGCCGCGGGAGGUGCCCCUCUGCCCGCUGAUGGAACCCGGCGAGGCGCAGGACGCGGCCGCCCUGCCGGGCCCCACCAACUGGCCGCUGCUGGGCAGCCUGCCGGAGAUUCUCUGGAAGGGGGGCCUCAAGAAACAGCACGACACGCUGGCGGAGUACCAUAGGAAGUACGGCAAGAUCUUCCGCAUGAAGUUGGGUUCCUUCGACUCGGUGCACCUGGGCUCGCCGUGCCUGCUGGAAGCGCUGUACCGCACGGAGAGCGCGUACCCGCAGCGGCUGGAGAUCAAGCCCUGGAAGGCCUAUCGCGACUAUCGCAAGGAGGGCUACGGGCUGCUGAUCCUGGAAGGAGAAGACUGGCAGAGGGUCCGGAGUGCUUUUCAGAAAAAACUCAUGAAACCAGUAGAAAUUAUGAAGCUGGACAACAAAAUCAAUGAGGUGUUGGCUGAUUUUAUGGGUAGAAUAGAUGAGCUCUGUGAUGAGAGGGGCCACAUUGAAGACUUAUACAGUGAAUUGAACAAAUGGUCAUUUGAAAGCAUCUGCCUUGUGCUUUAUGAGAAGAGGUUUGGACUCCUCCAGAAGGAUGCAGGGGAUGAAGCUUUGAACUUCAUCAUGGCCGUCAAAACAAUGAUGAGCACGUUUGGAAGGAUGAUGGUGACCCCAGUCGAGCUGCACAAGAGCCUCAAUACCAAGGUGUGGCAGGCCCACACGCUGGCCUGGGACACCAUUUUCAAAUCAGUCAAAUCUUGUGUCGACAAUCGCUUAGAGAAACAUUCUGAGCAGCCCAGCGCAGAUUUCCUCUGUGAUAUUUAUCACCAUAAUGAGCUGUCCAAGAAAGAAUUGUAUGCAGCAGUCACAGAGCUCCAGCUGGCCGCCGUAGAAACGACAGCAAACAGCUUAAUGUGGAUUCUCUACAAUUUAUCCCGUAACCCCCAUGUGCAGCAAAAGCUUCUUAAGGAAAUUCGGAGUGUAUUGCCUGAAAAUCAGAUGCAACGGGCAGAGGAUUUGAGGAAUAUGCCGUAUUUAAAAGCCUGUUUGAAAGAAUCUAUGAGACUCACCCCAAGUGUGCCGUUCACAACUCGGACGCUUGACAAGGCAACGGUUCUGGGUGAAUACACUUUACCCAAAGGAACAGUGUUGAUGCUAAAUACCCAGGUGUUGGGAUCCAACGAAGAAAAUUUUAAAGAUUCAAGCCAGUUUAGGCCGGAACGUUGGCUUCUUCAGGAGAAGAAAAAGAUUCAUCCUUUUGCGCAUCUCCCAUUUGGUGUUGGGAAAAGAAUGUGCAUCGGUCGCCGACUAGCUGAGCUCCAGCUCCAUUUGGCUCUCUGCUGGAUCGUCCGCAAAUACGACAUCGUGGCCACGGACAACGAGCCGGUGCAGAUGCUACAUCUUGGCAUCCUGGUGCCCAGCCGGGAGCUCCCCAUCGCCUUCCACCAGCGCUAAGAGCCUCAGAUUUUUUUUUUUUAACCAUGACCAAGAACAGCAAUGUUUACCCUCGCACAAGAAUGGUGCUUAUGACUUCUACAUUCCUGGAAAGCUAACUUCAAUCACCAGAGCAUCAAAUAGCAC
Messenger RNA from Mustela erminea (ermine), 2075 nucleotides. RefSeq names its product 1,25-dihydroxyvitamin D(3) 24-hydroxylase, mitochondrial. The transcript has 12 exons. Bases 402 to 1949 code for a protein of 515 amino acids. Gene Ontology annotation, molecular function: oxidoreductase activity, acting on paired donors, with incorporation or reduction of molecular oxygen; heme binding; monooxygenase activity. Lineage: Eukaryota; Metazoa; Chordata; Mammalia; Carnivora; Mustelidae. Gene Ontology annotation, cellular component: mitochondrial inner membrane. The record is from RefSeq and is a predicted model, not a curated record. Gene Ontology annotation, biological process: cortisol metabolic process; cholesterol metabolic process; cellular response to peptide hormone stimulus.